Molecule: messenger RNA, 1065 nt
Organism: Sesamum indicum (sesame)
Lineage: Eukaryota; Viridiplantae; Streptophyta; Magnoliopsida; Lamiales; Pedaliaceae
Source: RefSeq, a predicted model, not a curated record
AAAUUGAAGCUUUAUAUAAGUUUGUUCUUCAAUGAAUAUGUUCUCUUGCAGUAUGGUCGCAUAUUGGACAUUGAAUUGAAGAUUCCACCGCGUCCUCCUUGCUAUUGUUUUGUGGAGUUUGAGAAUGCCAGGGAUGCAGAAGAUGCUAUACGAGGUCGAGAUGGCUAUAACUUUGAUGGUUGUCGGUUGAGGGUUGAGCUUGCACAUGGCGGCAGAGGCCCAUCAUCUUCUAGUGAUCGCCGUGGUGGUUAUGGUGGAGGAGGUGGCGGCGGCGGGGGGCGGUUUGGUGUUUCCCGCCAUUCAGAUUAUCGGGUUAUCGUCCGCGGGCUUCCUUCUUCUGCUUCUUGGCAAGAUCUAAAGGAUCAUAUGCGGAAAGCUGGGGACGUCUGUUUUGCUGAAGUUUCUCGUGAUAGUGAAGGAACCUAUGGUCUGGUUGAUUAUACCAAUUAUGAAGACAUGAAAUAUGCUAUCCGUAAGCUUGAUGAUAGUGAGUUCAGAAAUCCAUGGACCAGAACUUAUAUCAGGGUAAAAGAAUACAAGGGCACUCCAUCAAGAAGCCGAAGUAGGAGUCGCAGUAGAAGCAGAAGCCCGAGGAGGAGAAGCAAAUCACCAGGCCGUUCUGUUUCUAGGUCUCCAUCGGCAUCUCCUGUUAAACCUUCCAGACCGAGGUCAAGGUCUAGGUCAAGAUCAAGGUCGAAGUCGAGGUCUCCAUCCCCUCGCCCGGCUAGGUCUGGCAGCCCCUGAUUUUUUCGGAGUCAAAUGCGAAUAUUCUGUAGCUUCUGCAGUGCAAGAGUAUCCGGUCGUUACAUUAUUCAUGUAUCUAGCGCUGCAGACUUGGACUAAUCACUCUGGAUUGAAACAUUUAGAACUUGGAUGUUUUGCGUCGGGCACUCUGGGGUUGUUAUUAAACCAUAACUUGCUCUUAAUUGUUGUCUCGAUUGCUGGAGAUUUGUUAGGUCAUGUUUUUGUGUACCUUACUAGACGUCGGUAUAUUCUAAAGCUAUCUGGACAGCUUUUGUUGAAUUAGAAUGUUUCAAUGGUGACUUUUAUUAUGUUAUUUUUUAU